Diversispora eburnea is the source of this 1239-nucleotide messenger RNA. The record is from the annotation of a GenBank genome assembly. Lineage: Eukaryota; Fungi; Glomeromycota; Glomeromycetes; Diversisporales; Diversisporaceae.
AUGGAAGACAAAUUGACUUAUCAUUUUGAAACCCUUCAACUUCACGCGGGACAAACUCCGGAUCCUGCUACUAAUGCUAUGGUUACUCCAAUAUAUGCCAGUGCCUCUUUUGUAUUUAAAAAUACUGAUCAUGCAGAAGCUAUAUUUGCCGGCAAAGAUUCAUCUUAUGGAUAUUCAAGAAUAUCAAAUCCAACAAUUGGAGUAUUUGAAAAAAGAAUUUCUGCUUUAGAAGGUGGUAUUUCUGCUGUUGCUACUUCAUCUGGUCAAGCCGCACAAUUUACAGCUAUCUCUACAAUCUGUAUGUGUGGAGAUAACAUUAUUUCAACCAGUUUUUUGUACGGUGGCACAUACAAUCAAUUUAAGGUUACACUUCCACGUUUAGGAAUUAAUGUAAAGUUUGUUAAUGGGGAUGAUCCAGAAGAAUUUAAAAACUUAAUUGACAAUAAAACUAAAGCUAUCUAUAUUGAAUCUAUUGGAAAUCCGAAAUUUAAUAUUCCUGAUUUUGAGGCAAUUGCAAAGGUUGCUCAUGAUGCAGGAAUCCCUUUAAUAGUAGACAACACUUUUGGUGCAGGUGGGUAUUUUUUUCAACCCUUCAAAUGGGGUGCUGAUAUUAUCGUUCAUAGUGCCACAAAAUGGAUUGGUGGUCACGGAACAACUAUUGGAGGUGUAAUUGUUGACGGUGGAAAAUUCCCUUGGAAUAAUGGGAAAUUUCCAUCAUUUACAGAACCAAGUCCAAGUUAUCAUGGUCUUAAAAUUUGGGAUGCUUACGGAAAUAAAUCUUUCAAUAUAAAAGCAAGAAGUGAAAUCUUACGUGAUAUUGGUGCAUGUCAAAAUCCUUUUGGAGCAUUUUUAUUAAUACAAGGUCUUGAAACACUUUCAUUAAGAGUUCAAAGACAAGCUGAAAAUUCUCUUAUUCUUGCAAAAUGGUUAGAAACUUUACAUGAUGUUGUAAGUUGGGUCUCUUAUCCUGGUCUUGAAAGUCAUCCUUAUCAUGAAAAUGCCAAGAAAUAUUUGACAAAUGGAUUUGGAUGUGCUUUAUGUUUUGGUGUUAUUAAUGGAGUAGAAGCUUCAACAACUACUCAUCAACAACUUACAGAUCAAGAACAAUUAGAGUCUGGCGUUACUAAAGAUUUGAUUCGUGUAUCAGUUGGAUUUGAACAUAUUGAGGACAUAAAAGCAGAUUUCGUUUAUGCUUUUGAUAAAGUUAGAGAGGCACAGAAACAAAAUAAUUGUGAUUAA